Jatropha curcas is the source of this 1343-nucleotide messenger RNA. The record is from RefSeq and is a predicted model, not a curated record. Lineage: Eukaryota; Viridiplantae; Streptophyta; Magnoliopsida; Malpighiales; Euphorbiaceae.
CCAACAAAGCAUUUAACUUUUGCAGACAAAACUUAAAAAAUGAUAAUACAGGGGCCACAUUAUGCAUUUUCUACUCAUGCUCUAGCUAAUUGGUUAGAAAUUUCCUAUAUAUAUUUAUUCCCCACAUGCAAGAGCCUGUCUUCUUGUCAAAAAAAAAAACUCACUAUAUGCUCAUUAUAUAUAUAAGCUCUUGUAGCGGAAAUUGCUUUAUUUCAAUGGCCGCAGAGAUUGGAUUAUUAGCUUCUUGUGCUGAUAAUGAAUUCUCUGACCUAACAACAAAAGAAAUUUCAUCAGCAGCUCUUAUUAAUCUUGAAAUGGAGAAUCAUAAAGCUAGCAAUGGCGUUUCCCUUAAUACUCCUGGCUGGUAUGCUGAUGUUUCUUGCGGAUGGCCAGGAGAAGCACAUUUGUACAAGGUGGAAAAGGUCUUGUUUCAUGGCAAAUCGGAAUAUCAAGAUCUUUUUGUAUUUCAGUCAUCAGCACAUGGCAAGAUUGUAAUAUUGAAUGGGGCUCUUCAACUGACAGAAAAAGAUGAGUUUGUCUAUCAAGAAAUGCUCACUCACCUCCCUCUUUGCUCCAUUCCUAACCCUAAAAAGGUAUUACUAAUUGGAGGAGGUGAUGGUGGCAUUCUAAGAGAAAUUUCUCGACAUUCUUCUGUUAAUCAGAUUGAUAUAUGUGAUAUCGACAAAAUGGUGAUAGAUGUAUACAAAAGAUUCUUCCCUGAAAUAGCAAUUGGGUACAAGGACCCACGAGUCAAUCUGCAUAUAGGCAAUGGAAUUGAAUUUUUGAGGAAUGUCCCUCAAAGCACUUAUGAUGUAAUUAUACUGGAUGCAUUUCAAUGCCUUGGGCCUGAAGAAGACGAAGUAGGUGAUAAAUACUUCCUAGAAUCAGUGGUAAAGGCUCUUCGCCCAGGAGGAGUGAUGUCUUGCCAAGCGGACAGCUUGUGGCACGCUCAAUUUUCAGUCGCAGAUUCCAUUGCGAGAUGCCGCCAAGCAUUCAAAGGCUCUGUUAGCUACGCCUGGUGCACAACUCCUCCAUAUGCGAGUGGGAUGAUAGGUUUCAUGCUUUGCUCUACCGAGGGGCCGCCGGUUGACUUCAAACACCCUGUAAAUCCUCUGAAUCCUGAGAAUUAUGGAGUAGCCAAAGGACCUCCUUUGUUCUACAACUCAGAGAUACAUACUGCUGCAUUCUGUCUGCCAUCUUUCGCCAAGAAGAUGUUUGGUUCCAAAAUCUGACAUUACAAAGAAGAGUAAGAUUCAGCUAAUAGCUAGGUUCUUUGUUUUCAUUUACUAUAAAAAUAGUUUCAAAUUCUAAUUAACACAAGGAAUGCAAUCAACCAUACCAAA